Molecule: messenger RNA, 3597 nt
Organism: Heterobilharzia americana
Lineage: Eukaryota; Metazoa; Platyhelminthes; Trematoda; Strigeidida; Schistosomatidae
Source: the annotation of a GenBank genome assembly
GGCGCCCUUCUUGAUUUCCGAAUUGCGCUACAAUGUGCGCUCUGAACCUUGAUAUCGAUGCUUUUGAGAGAAGGAUCGGUAGAUUGUAUGAAGACUGGCAGGACUCUAAAAGCCAACUUUAUGAUGUAGAAUCCAUCGCAAUACCAACUGGGAAAGUUGAAAGCGUAUAUGGCAAAACGCUGUCACUGCAUAUGUGGCUUUUUGGAUAUGAGUUGCAGGAUACAGUGAUUGUAUUCAAUAAGCAGUCAAUGGUUGUCUUGUGUGGGAAGAAAAAGUUGGAUUUCCUACAACCACUAGAGAAUCGCCAAUUUGGCAACCGCACAGUCGUUCUUAUUCCAAGGAACCCAGCUGAUAAAGAUAAGGCAGGUAUCAAGAAGCUUAUUGAUAGCAUGAAGUCUGCCGGGAAGAGUGGCAAAGUUGGCCAUUUAGCGAAGGACAAAUUUGUAUCGGAGUUUACUGAAGCUUUCUCCUCAUCCUUACGAGAUGAAAACUUCCAACUGGUUGAUAUCUCAAACUCAAUAAGUGAAAUUUUGGCUGUUAAAGACGAUACGGAAUUAGCUUUGUUGAAAAAGGCUUCAGAUGUUACGUGCAAUCUUUUCACCAAACACCUGAAAGAGCAGAUAAUGGACGUCAUCGAUUCAGACAGGAAAGUAAAACAUGAGAAGCUCUCUAGUGGUUGUCAAAGUGCCCUACGAAAUCCAAGCCUUCUGUCAGGUUUGGAUCCUGACAGCGUGGAAAUGUGUUACGAUCCAAUAGUUCAGAGUGGAGGGACAUACAAUCUUAAGUUCAGUAUUGAGAGUGAUUCCCGUAUUCUACAUUUUGGAAUUAUUCUUUGCUCCUUGGGAGUACGCUACCAAUCCUACUGUUCUAAUGUAAUUCGUUCACUAAUGGUAAACCCUACUGAUGAACAGUCAUCCAAUUACAGUUAUCUACAUGAUCUAUUCGACUGGUGCAUUGAGCAAAUUAAGCCAGGUGUUAAGAUAUCUGACUUUUGUCAAGCUAUCGCGGAUAAAGUUUCCUCAGAACGUCCUAAGUUGGCUGAAAAUCUCUUGCGUAAUUAUGGGUUUGUAACAGGGAUUGAGUUUCGGGAUAGUAAUCUUUUACUGUCACCAAAAUCCACAUCAAUUUUUCGUCGAGGAAUGACGCUUAAUUUUAACAUAGGUUUCCAGAAUCUAGUGAAUGGUAAUGGUAAAUCUCAGGCUGAAAAACAAUAUGCUCUCUGGUUAGGUGAUGUGUUAGCCGUGGGUGUUGGCGAUAGUGGAGGAAAUACAGUGUUCACAUUAGCUGCAAAACGUCGUCCUAAAUCAAUCAGUCUGUAUAUAAAAGAAGAAGAAGAUGAAGAAGAAGAGGAUGAAGAUGAGGAAGUGGAUGUUGGAAAACAAAUAUCCGGAGAUAAAAAGACUACACGUUCCACAAAUGGAACCAGUUCAGCUGCAAGCUCUAAAAAGCAAACAAUUCCAAAUGGUGAUGGAGCUAUGAAUGCACAAGAACUGCUUGGCAGAGGACAUCGUCGAGCUAUUAUUGAACAGAAAACACGAAGUGAACAAACUGCUGAAGAGAAACGUAUGAAUCGACGACGUGAACUAUUCGCCGCUCUAGUGCAAAAUUCUACCAAUCGUCUUACAGGAUUAAAGACUGAUACAAAUCUAGAUACAAAAAUGAAAUCUAGUAUUGCAUACAAAGGAGCUGGACAAAUGCCAAAAGAAGAUGAUGUCCGUAAGCUACGAUUAUUUGUUGAUAAAAAGUAUGAGACUGUCAUCUUACCAAUUUUUGGACUGCCAACACCAUUUCACAUUAGUACAAUAAAAAAUGUCUCUACAUCCAUUGAAGCCGAUUACACAUAUUUACGUAUAAAUUUUCACCAUCCUGGUGCAUUGGUUGGUGCAAAGGAUACUGCUAGCUUCCAGAGCCCUGAAUCAACCUAUGUUAAAGAGAUGACAUAUCGUGCUUCAAAUGUACGUAGACAUGGAGAAGUCACUAUACCAUCGACAAACUUAAAUAAUGCCUAUCGAAUUAUUAAAGAAGUAUUGAAACGUUUUCGUUCACGUGAAGCCGAGGAGAAAGAACGUGCAAAUCUUGUAGAACAAGAUGAUUUAAUUGUGGAACAUGCAAAAGGCGCUUUUCGUUUAAAAGAUUUAUAUAUUCGUCCAAAUGUGGCAUCUAAACGGAUAACAGGUACUCUCGAGGCACAUACAAAUGGUUUCCGUUUCACCUCAGUUCGUGGUGAUCAAGUUGAUAUUCUGUAUAAUAAUAUCAAGCAUGCCUUCUAUCAACCAUGUGAUGGUGAAAUGAUUAUUCUAUUGCAUUUCCAUUUGAAGAAUGCAAUAAUGUACGGCAAAAAAAAGCAUACUGAUAUUCAAUUCUAUACAGAAGUUGGUGAAUUGACCACAGAUUUGAGUAAAACACAUUCACGUAUGCAAGAUCGUGAUGAUUUAGAAGCAGAACAAAGGGAACGUGAAAUGCGAGAACAGAUCAAGAUGGCAUUUAGAUCUUUUGUAGAUCGAUCUGAAAAUUUGGCGCGUCGAUAUGAUUUAGAGUUUGAAACACCAUUCCGUGAACUUGGAUUUCAUGGUUGUCCAUUCCGAUCAACUGUGUUGAUGAUGCCUACAAGCAGUGCAUUGAUGAGUGUAGUUGAAUUACCAGCAUUUGUUGUGACAUUAGAGGAAGUUGAAUUUGUCAUGUUGGAACGUGUCAGUCUAUCAAUUCGUACAUUCGACAUAGUGUUUGUCUUCAAAGAUUAUCAUAAGAAGCCAGCUAUGAUCAAUUCAAUUCCAAGUACAGCAUUGGAAUUGGUGAAAGAAUGGUUGUUAUCAUGUGAUCUAUUCUAUGCUGAAGCAACCAAAUCAUUGAAUUGGUCUAAACUCAUGAAAACUAUUCUUGAUGAUCCUGAAGGAUUUAUUGAACAAGGUGGUUGGUCAUUUAUAUCACCUGAUGAAGAUGAUGAUGAAGAUGAAGAAGAUACUGAAGACGAAGAUGAAAAUUAUGCACCAUCGGAAAGUGAAUUAUCUGGUGACGGUGAGGAAGAUGGUAGCGGUGAAGGUUCAUCAAGUGACGAUGAAGAUUGGGAAGCUGAAGAGGACUCAGAGGAACCAGAUAGUUUAGAUUCUGAUGAAUCAGAAGGCAAAGAUUGGGAUGAAUUAGAAGAAGAGGCUAGAAAAGAGGAUGCUAAAAAUGCAAUGGAUGAGGAGGUUGUAUCAAAGAAACGUCCACGAGCUCGUAGUCCAUCACCAGUAUCACGUAAAAAAUCUCGUCAUGGCGUCAGUUCGUCGAGUAAAAAGCAUAAACAUCGAUAAUAUGAUUUGCACUGCAUAAUCUCACCUUUAUCCCCAACUCAAUGAAUGAAAGAAGGGACGUUGAUUAUUAUUAUUACUGGUAAACUAUAGACAGUAAAAGGCAUUUUUCUUUCCUGCAGUUCUCUUUUCGUAUUACUGAAUUCAUUGUACAGAAGAGUGUGUUAAAUUGAAUUUUAUGUCCCUAAUUUGUUUUUGUUUUUCUGAAAGGAAACCCACUCAAAUAAUUAUAAAUAUAUAAAUGUUUGAUUCACUUUCCAUUCCAACUAUAUUAUAUGAAAUCUGAGAGAAACUCUUUGAAUUCCAU